Messenger RNA from Spirodela intermedia, 3335 nucleotides. Lineage: Eukaryota; Viridiplantae; Streptophyta; Magnoliopsida; Alismatales; Araceae. The record is from the annotation of a GenBank genome assembly.
AUGUCAGAGAUGAGCGGAGUAGGGGGGGUGGCCUGCGGCGACCUGCCGGAGGGGGCUCAUAUGCAGGAGCUUGCCGUCGCCAUCAGCGCCAGGUUGUUGUUAUGGCCUCUGCGGCACGAGCUCGUGCGGGGCUGCACUGCUGGGCCAGUUCCCACUUCCGGUCAGCUCCGGGAAGAUCUCCGGGGGAAAGGCGCGCCCCUCCUCGUCGUCAUAGUUCACCUUCCCCUCUCGUCCGAGUUGCAGGAUUCUGGGGACCCGUGAGACAGCGAGAGAAACCUCGUAACAGUUAGCUCUCGUCGUCAUAGUGCUCUAUGCUGCACUCAUAGAGCGAGAGAGAGAGAGAGGAGAACGGAGGUCUUGCCCUUAUCGUCGGGUUCCCAUUUCUGAUGGAACUUUUGCGGCCGGCCGGCAUGACUCGGGCAUGUGUUUCUUCUCUUUGAGGCGUCCUCCCCUUGGACUCUCAAGUCAAACUCUCUCUCUCUUCCUUUGGGAAACGCUUUUCGGAUGCCGGUAGGGCAGAAGAAAUGCGGCAGAAGCUUUUUUCUGCAGGGACGGGGAGGACACAUUGUCACUAGCACAUUUCUCGUCUACUUUCUCCUACCCUAAGGCCAGGCCUACUCUUCCCCCUACGUCUAUCAUGGCUGCCCGUCGUCCCUCGCUCUGAUUGACGUUCUAUGCGUUUUGUUCUUCCCCUUAGCCCUCCACUCUCCCCUCGAAAAGGCGGUGGGAGGAGGGGCCUCAACAGCCUUUUCUGCGGCGAUUCUUCCAUUCUCCGAUCCUUUUAAGCCAGAGAGGUUCAUUGUAUAAGCCAGACCCUCCCCCUCACCUCUUCUGUAACUCCAUCUUUCUCCCUCCCGCAUCGGCCAUCAGAGGGACGCUCCCUGCUUGUUUGUUCGAUUUGGAGGCGCAUUCCGAUGGCGGCAGCAUCUCUGGGCAGCUGCCUCUCCCUCCCCUCGGCGUUGCUCCUGGCAGCGUUGGUCAUCCUCGUCGUACCACCAUCUGGUUAGCAUAUUAAACCUCCUACCUGCCGCCGCCACCGCCCGUUACCUUCACCCCCGCGCAUCUCUGGUCCCCCCAAUGCUCCCUCUCCGCGGGGAGGACGCCGCCGCCUUGAAUGUAGCCUUCAAGAUUGCUAUUCUGUAGGCCGCCACGGCAGGAAGAUUCUGAGGAUAAUUCCACUCGCAGGGCUCGCGGAGGAGCUCCACAGGGCGGCGCCACCCGCCGCGGGCGACCGGAAGAACUCCAUGGCAGCUGCUCUCCUCCGCCACCGCAAGCUUCUUCAGCAGGAACAACAGCCCGGUAACGCCCACCGUCCUCUUCCUCGUGAAUAUCCAUUCCCUCGUCAUCGAAUUAUGUUGUCCUCCCCGCUCGUCUAAUCGUAUCUGCAAUGAGGAUCUCCUCUGGUCCUCGAGAAGCACGUGUACGUCGGAAGCCGCAGAUCUCGUCACGUGUGGAGAUUGUAAGAGGGAGAGAGAGCUCGGAUGAAACUUUAUGACGAUAAACCAACUCCUCGAGGGCUCGUCUGUUUCCAACGAUUCCCCGCCGAGAGUGGCAUCUUUUUGCCCUGACAAGGGGAUUUCGAAUGGACUUCUCUCUCUCUCUCUCUCUCUCUCGCUUGCUUACGUUAAUCGCUUCCUCGUUGUCCAUGUUGCAGAAGGCGGAGGCGGCGGAGCGGCGGGGGGGUUGGAGGCGGAGACGAACCGGAUGGGGGAAGGCGGGUGCAGCAAGGACGAUAUCGAUGUCUACCAGGCGGCGUCCUCACCGCUACCCAGCGGAAUUCCGACGUACACGGUGCAGGUGAUCAACACUUGCCUGGGCGUGGGGUGCGGCGGCCCCGGCGGCGGGAUCUCCCAAGUCCACAUGAGCUGCGGCUGGUUCAGCUCCGCCCGCCUCGUCAACCCCAAGGUCUUCCGCCGCCUGGGGUUCAACGACUGCCUCGUCAACGACGGCCGCUCCAUCCCCGCCGGCGGCGCCGUCUCCUUCCAAUACGCCAACACCUACCCCUACAAGCUCGCCGUCUCCUCCGCCUCCUGCCAACCCAGUAAGUCCCGCUGACGCCUCCCCUCCCUCCUCUCUCUCUCUCUCUCUCUCUCUCUCUCUCUCUCUCUCUCCCGGUGUGUGUAUACGACGGACAAAGGCAAGUGGUAUAGUUCGAGAACACCUCUCCCCUCCCUCAAUUCCCCUCAGUCUCUUCCUCUCUCCCCGUCGACUGCGAGUUUAUCUUUUUGGUGGCGGGCGACACUGACGGCUCGUUGAUUAAUUACUCAUUUAAUGAGAUUAGAUGUGCGCCUCGUGCCUCCUCUCCUGUGUCUGCUACUCGUCCUCUGUACAUGGGAAGAAGGGCCGCGUGUAGGGAAUGUUCUCACUCUCUUUUUCGCUAAGCCCUAUUUUGAAGAAUAAUACUAAUCACAAUAAAGUUGUUGUUCUUCGUCCCCAUCCCCCCCCCCCCCCCUGACACGAGAAUCCAACGUCUCUCCGGCGUCUAUUUAUUUCACGGAGGAUGAUAGAGAGGAUUUAUAGAGGCAUUAAUGGACGACGAGAUGUAAUCCCCUCCUCGGCGCGCGGAGCUGCAUUUAUGGUGCGAACCUCAAGCAGAGCGUCGCUACUUAAUCUGUCGUUCUGCAUGGCGACGCCGCGCGCCGGCCGCUGUCGGCGUGCCCUGCGCGCGCGUGGAUUCUGGCAGGGCACGGGAAAGAGCGAGGGACGCCCGCGGUGCCGUCCCGUGCAGGGUCUGCCCGUCGGCACCGGCAAGCUCUCGUGCAUGCCGCUGCAUGUAGCGCCGUCGCCCUCUCCAGAGGCCGCAGGCGGGCGACAUCAGAGGGUGGCGUAGGACGACAGAGCGCCGACUGAGUGGAGCCCUUCCGUCCGCAUUGCACGUCGGCGACCACCGCGGCGUGUCGAACGACCGGAGGGCAAAUCAUUGGUCUAUGACGGAUGCGCUGCUCCUCUCGCUCCCUCUGCCAAGAUUCUCACGUUCGUGCCGGUGCAACUCGUCCUUUCACUUCCCACAUCCCUUUCGGCAGCUCCCCGCGUCACCCACCACAAGGCAUACGGCGGGCCGGGCCCAUGGAGUCACGCGGCCCGUUCCCCACUUCCCAGGCCCUCUGCCAUACGUUUAUUCACACCUAGAGAAAGAGAGAGAGAGUUUGAGGAUGCCUGACAACGUAUGGUGGGUCUUUGAACAUGAACAUUUCUGAUUAGAAUAACUCCACCAAAAAGGCCAGCAUGUGCGUUGUUUUUCAUCAGAGCUCGACGACUUAGACGUGGGAAACGAGGGGAGACGCGCCUCCGGGGGGGGGGUGGUGUUGAGGGCAGACAGUGGGAGGCAUGAUUGA